This is a messenger RNA of Ichthyophthirius multifiliis, 1377 nucleotides long. RefSeq lists its product as hypothetical. The transcript has a single exon. Gene Ontology annotation, molecular function: ATP binding; protein kinase activity. Gene Ontology annotation, biological process: protein phosphorylation. The annotation marks the transcript as partial. NCBI's taxonomy places the organism in Eukaryota, Ciliophora, Oligohymenophorea, Hymenostomatida. The record is from RefSeq and is a predicted model, not a curated record.
AUUUACAUAAUUAACCUCCAAUAUAUUGAAACAGAAAAUAUCCAAUAUUUAUAAAUCAACAUUUUAAUUUUAUAUAGGAAAUUGGUUUCAAGCAUUCGCAUACUCAGUAAAAUAUAUUUAUAAAAAUGUAUCAGAUUUAACCAUUUUAUAUUAAAUUCCUGAAGAAAACUAUAAUUUAUAAACAUUAGAAUCUUUAAUAUAAAAUCGAAAAAAAUCCAACUAACCAUUUUCAGAAAAUGAAAUUCUAAAUUUUAUAUAUGAAAUAGCUGAAUUUUUAUAUUUAGGUUCUUGUUAAACUUCUGAAUAUUUAGACAUUAAUACUUCAAAUAUAUAUAUCAAUUAAUAAGAAUAACAUUUAAUAAAAUAUAAUAUUUCAAAUUGUGGACUAGGUUUUAAAACACUAAACAAAUAAUGCAGAAAUUAUAAUUGUCCUUCUGAUACUUUUUAUACAUGCAAGGUAAGCGAAAGAACAUUACAUUAAGGACUUCGUUCUAUUAUUUUUAUUUUAGGAAUGAUUUCACUAUAAAUGGCAACUCUUUAAAAUCCUUAAGUAUAUUAUAAUUUUGAAGGUAAAAGUAUAAGAGAAGAUUCUAUUUUAAAAAAGUUAGAUGAAAUAAAAAAACAGAAAAUUUUUUCAGAAAAUUUUAUUUAAUUAUUGAAUUAAAUGCUUUAAAUAAAAGAAGAAAGAAGAAUUUUUUUAAAUAGUCUCUUCUCAGAAGAAAAUAUAAAGCUUUUUAAAAGAGAAAAGCAAUUUUCUUCAAUAAAAAUAAACGAAAAUUAUUAUAAAUUUGUAGGCAUGGUUGAUAAAUAAAAAAAACCUAAUGGAAAUGCAGAAUUAGUUUAUGGAAAUUUUUCAGUUUAUAAUGGGCUACUUAAAGAAGGAAAAAAAGAUGGAAAAGGAAUUGUUUUACAUGAAAAUAAUUAAUUUUUUUUUUUUUCAGAAUGGUAAAAUGAUGAUUGCAAUAAUGAAGGUAUUCUUUAUUUUAAAAAUCCUUAAAAUGUCAUUUAUGUAGGAAAUAUUUAAGUAUAAGAAGGAAGCUAUUUAUAAAAUGGAAUGGGGUGUCUUAUUUAUAAUUCGGCUUAUAUUCUAUAACAUGGAGCAAGUUCACCUAUAUUUUUCGAAGGAGAAUUUAAAGAAGGGUAAAAAAAAAAGGAACUUAAUUUUACAAAGAUGGGUAUAAAUACGUUGGUGAUUUUAAAAAUGGUUUGAGAAAUGGAUAAGGAACACUUUUUUGGCCAUAAAAUUUUAAAAGUUGGGAAGGAUUUUUUGUUGAUGAUGAAAUGCAUGGAAGUGGGUAAAUGAAAUUUGAUGAAUAAAACUAAAUUUAAAUUAUUGAAUUUUCAAACGGAAUUGAAAUAAAAUAAAAUGCAUAAAAA